Molecule: messenger RNA, 1185 nt
Organism: Vicia villosa (hairy vetch)
Lineage: Eukaryota; Viridiplantae; Streptophyta; Magnoliopsida; Fabales; Fabaceae
Exons: 1
Coding region: 1-1185 (394 amino acids)
Molecular function (GO): RNA-DNA hybrid ribonuclease activity; nucleic acid binding
Source: RefSeq, a predicted model, not a curated record
AUGGUCAGUUCCCUUAUCGAUAGUGACCUUUGCUGUUGGAAGAUGGGCUCCUUGAAAGAGUUGUUUGGAGAGAGUGAUGUUGCUCAUAUUGCCUCUAUUCCCAUCUCUAGGGUGGUGUUGGAAGAUAAGCUAGUGUGGAACGCUGAGAAGCACGGAGAUUUCUCGGUCAAAACGUCGUACCACCUCCUGGGAAAUGCCAGACGGAGCAACAACCCUGGACCUUCAGCUCGUGAUGAAGAUGGCUUUUGGAAGUUGCUUUGGAAAGCGCCUAUUGAGAAUAAAAUUAAGGAAUUUUUGUGGAGGUUGGUCAAAAACAUCUUACCGUUACGGACGAACGUUUGCAAGAAAGGUAUCUCUCUAGACCCCUCUUGCCCUCUUUGUUUUGAAGAGGCUGAAUCGGCUGCUCACCUUUUCCUGCGUUGCGAUUUUAUUAAAAGAAUGCUCUUCGCGCCCCCGUUGGGAAUAAGGAUCCCGCCUGUUGAUGAUGUUAUGGUUUGGUUGUUGAGGACUUUUAGGUACAAGGACACCAGGUUGUGCCAAGUGCUUUGUAUUGGUCUGUGGAAGGUUUGGAAAGCCAGGAAUGAUGCCGUCUUCAACAAGGUUCGGCCUUGUCCUAUGCUUGUUGCCAAAGAUGUGUGGCUCUCUGUAACUGAGUUUGAUUGCAGCAGGUCUGUUACUAUGGAUCGUCUAAUGCCGGCGCUGGUUGAAAAUUCGUAUGGUAAUGCGUGGAUUAUCCAAACAGAUGCAGGCUGUUUUGAGGGAGGGACUGUUGCUCUUGGUUGUGUCAUUAAGUCUGCCAAGCAUGGCAUUUUGCUUGCUGCGACUCAGAGGUUUCCCAGUUUCGUCAAUCCGGAUGCUGCUGAAGCGCUUGGAAUUCGGUGGGGAAUGCAGCUAGCUAAUGAUUUCAACCUCGAGGAAGUGAUGUUCCAGUCGGAUGCGCUUGGGGUGGUUGACUGCGUUAAUGGAGUGUGCUCCUUGCCGGAUAUUGAGCCCAUUGUCUUAGAUUGUUGUUUGCUUCGUAAUCAUUUUAAGUUUUCUUCUGUCAUGUUCAUUGGUAGAGAGUCCAAUACUGAUGCUCAUAAUAUGGUGGGCAUUGGGAAGUUGGUUGGAUCUCGCACGUGGUUAGGUGUUAUCCCUCUGAUUGAGGAGAUUCGUGUAUCUUUGGCCAUUUCGGUCCUUUCUUAA